CUAGAAUUCAUCGCAAAGACUUAGAAUCGAGACAUCUGCCCUCUACUGAAAGAUCCAUCCAAUCGCAAAAUGCACCUCCCAAUCCCAUCCAUCCUCUUAUUUUUCUCUGCCGUCCUGGCCGAGGAAUGCUACACCCGGAGCUACGGCAGCAACUGCGCGACCAAAGACGAAGUGCAAACUGUCAAAGAUCUUUACUGCCAGUACCACUACAGUCAUCCCACCUUGGACUUUCUCGAGUUUCACGUCGGCGACCAGGGGAAGCAGAAUGUCUAUGUUGGUCAGAUUGGAGAGUUUGAAUCUAAGGAGGGUUGUGACGGGGCUUUUGAGAAUAUCAUUAGAUGCCAUGGGCAGAGGAAUGGAGGAAGUUGGACUUAUCAGGGGGUCAGUUUGAAUGUGAAUUAUUGUGAUUGGUAAUUUAUCACUAUAUGUAUGUACUAGGUGGUGUCUGGAUAUAGCUGUUGUGAGGAAGUGGCCGACAUCUGAUUCUGCCUAAUAAAGU
Molecule: messenger RNA, 499 nt
Organism: Aspergillus wentii DTO 134E9
Lineage: Eukaryota; Fungi; Ascomycota; Eurotiomycetes; Eurotiales; Aspergillaceae
Exons: 2
Coding region: 70-414 (114 amino acids)
Source: RefSeq, a predicted model, not a curated record